AUGCUCAUCUCAACAUUUGUUACGGCACUCUCCGGCCUUGCAGCCUCCAUGUCGACAUCUGCCGGUCAGUGGAAGCCAGUGUCCACGUACACUCCCUUUGUGCGAUCGGGCGCAACACCCAGUAUCACACAUCCGCCAUACACACGGACUGACGCCCCGGUCCUGACAACGCGGGUGACUACGAUUGUGGAAACUGUUGGAUCGGAACCGACGACGAUGGCGACUGGACCGGCGAAGCCGAAGGGCUCGGAGUAUUAUACCACUACAGUUGCCUACGGAACAUAUGGUGUAAUCACCGUCAGCGGGACACCGCCGGCCCCGCCGUCCUUCAAAGAGAGCUUAUCCUUGACCUACCACCCAGCCGCCGCUACCUCCAACAGAACAGCACCAGCCACCCCAACCAGCACCAAUCCCCUUGCCAACCUCGACCCCAACCGCCCCACCAAAGGCCUCGUCUUCGCCAUCCAACGCUACGCCGACGCAAACUGCGACCAACCCAUCGGCCCCCGCUUCGCCUACGACGGCAGCCAAGACAACUCCUGCUUCUUCUCCCACGGCUCCUGCCGCGGCUCCUGCGGCUACCUCUCCCAAGACACCCCCUCCAGCCCCGAAGUCUGGAAACACGCCAAGCAACAACUCUCGGCCAAAAAACUCGAACAACACGACUUCGCCUCCUGGAACUACCGUCUCGUCUCCUGGGACGAUGUCUGGAACAAAAACAACAAGUGGAAACCAGCCUACGGACACAUGAGGCAUAAGCAUAAGAAGUGGAUGUUUCCCGAGAGUAAUAAUGAGGGCACCGCGGUGUGUGAUGCCGUUUUUUGGGAGCAGAGGGAUUGUAGGGAUAAUAGUCCGAGGCCCGAGAGUGGGCAGGUUAUGAGGUGGCAGCCGAGGAAUUUGAGAGAGGAUGAGGGGAGGUGUAUGAAUGGGUUUAAGAAUGGGAGGGGGGUGCCGGCUAUGGCGGCGAGUUUUAGGAUUAGGUGUUAUGCUUGA
This is a messenger RNA of Fulvia fulva, 993 nucleotides long. RefSeq lists its product as uncharacterized. The transcript is spliced from 2 exons. Bases 1 to 993 code for a protein of 330 amino acids. NCBI's taxonomy places the organism in Eukaryota, Fungi, Ascomycota, Dothideomycetes, Mycosphaerellales, Mycosphaerellaceae. The record is from RefSeq and is a predicted model, not a curated record.